AUACAAUCGAAUCAGGUGGUACAGUAACCUAGGCGACUUAUUUGAACGAGCGAGCACCUCCCACUUCUUCCAAAACUAGGCAAAACAAAUAAAACGUGACGACGAAGAGAAUAACAUGAGGACAUAUCAUACGAUAUCACAAGGUGCAACUUUAGUCGUCAUGAGAGUCACUAACAACAAGGAAUGAAGUAUAGUAAUGUAUAAUUGAUGACACAAAUCCUGCAACUGCCAGAUUUGGACUUAUCAUCAACCUCAUGUUACCGAUGUUUUGGAAUUGCUGAUUAAUGAAGUAAGGCAGAGAUUAAAAGAUGACUUCCCAUUUGAAGCUACAAGCCACAUGGCAUUGUAUCAUUGCUAGCCUCUUGGCACUGAUACUAGCUGCAGAGGUAGCAUCAUCAAAGACACCAGCAUCUGUACCAUUCCGGGAUGCAUCAUCGAUAAGAAGGGAGACCACCAUUAACACGGCUGCAAAAUUGAUUGACUUUAUGAAAUCAAACAGACCACAAAAUAGCAACAGUGUGCACUUGAGCAACGCAGAAGUGGAUGUUAUACGACAGAGAAUAAGAUCUUCUGAUGUUUUGGAUGACUUGAGAAAGCUUAGCAAGACGUGGCAACGAAAGUCUGCCGUAAGAAGCACCCAAGUUCCGGGCUGGCCGUGGCCUGUUGAUCCUGAUGUCUACUAUAACAUGAGUGGUUUGAUCUGGAGUAAAGGUUACCCUGUGGAGGAGUAUACUGUCCAGACAGAGGAUGGAUAUCUCCUAGGAUUGUUCCGUAUCCCCCAUGGCAGACAAAACAACUCCAAAAAUACAGGCAGCAAACCAGUCGUCUUCCUUCAGCAUGGCCUGUUGGCCGCUUCCACCUGCUGGGUCGAGAAUUCAGCCAGUGAGAGCCUUGGUUUCAUCCUGGCUGAUGCAGGCUAUGAUGUAUGGAUGGGUAACAUGAGGGGAAACACCUACUCUAGAAGGCAUGCAUGGCUGGAUCCCAAUGAACAGCUCUACUGGCAGUUCAGCUGGGACCAAAUGGCAAAAUAUGACAUCCCUGCCCUAUUGAACUUUGCCCUCCAGAUGUCAGGUCAAUCCACGCUGGACUACGUGGGUCACUCGCAGGGCACUCUGGUGGCCUUUACCGGCUUCACCCUUGACCUUAACCUAGCCAAGAAGGUCAAGCACUUCUUCGCGUUGGGCCCUGUUUAUACCGUCCAGGAUAUCGACAUCACCUUGAAGGAUAUCGUUACCUCGGAGCUUGUGAAGCUGCUAGCUGAUGUACUGUCACUAGCUGGCAUCGAUGAGUUCCUGCCCAACGACUACCUCCUCAAUCACAUUGGAGCCCAAACAGUGUGUGCCUUGCCUGAAACGCGGUUCAUCUGCGAGGAUGUCAUGAUGUACCUAGGUGGCUUCAGCGAGCAUCACCUGAAUGCAUCCAGGCUGCAGGUCUAUGUCUCCAACGAACCCGCUGGAACGUCGCUACAGAACAUGGAGCACUUCCUCCAGAUGGUGAUAUCUGGAAAAUGUCAAAUGUAUGAUUAUGGAUUGAUUGGAAACUUAGUUAAAUACAAUCAGACCACACCCCCAGAGUACCACGUGGGGAACCUCGCCGUGCCUGUCGCCCUCUUCUGGGGGGACAACGACUUCCUAGCCGACCCCCAGGACGUGGAGAGGCUCAUACCCCAGAUACCCCAUCUCAUUUACAACAAGGAGAUCAAGAACUUUGAGCAUCUGGACUUCAUCUGGGCGAUGGAUGCAAAUAAGAUCGUAUACAACGAUAUCCUUCUCAUCAUGAAUGGCAAAAUACCUCCUCAUUAAAGGCUCGUUCAGAUAUGACCCUGCAAAACCGCAUGUUUCUUUUUCAUGAUGACGUAAAGUGUAACUUUCCAUUUCUGUAUCUUAUUACGCAGAGUUCAGUGUCCUUUUCUUUGGCGCAGUUGCCAUUUCAUUUCAUUUACACGCAAAAAAACCCAGCGGCAUCCUUUUUUUUUGGUGGCGGUUUACCUGUCAUAUCUGAACAAGCUUUUAGGGGUUUUCCCUUUACCAUUAGCAGCGCUUAUUUGGCUCCAACAAUAAUGCCAAGCAGUUUUUUUGAGGUGUUAUUCUGCAUCUUGAAGGAACAGACCCAAAGAGAAGAGUAAUCUUCAAUUUCUUUUCUGUGUUUGAGAUUCCAUAUGGGUACCCUGAAUUCUGAUUAUUAAAGAUUAUGCUUCUGUAAUGCUCCUCUAGAAAGAUAAUGCAAGUUGCAGUAUUGCACAAACCAAAUUUGCACAAAAUUGCAGAAAGGUAAAAGUGUCUUGACAUUAGUCAAGUUAACUCGCCUACAAUUGGGUGGCCUAAAUAUAUGCAAAUUAUUUAUGAUAUAUAUAUAUAUAUAUGAUAUAUAAUCUUUAAUAUAUAUAAUCAUAAUUGUUGGCCUGCAUGCACAACUUUCCUGUAUCGUAUGUUAUUGCAAAAUUUUUGUUUGAAUCUCUCAGGGAGUUUUUUUUUGUUCUCUCUAUGAUUUUAUGUCUUCCAAAGAUAUAUCUAUUUUCUGUGUUUGAUUUGUCCUUUAAUAGGGGGUCCACACGGAGAUGAAUUGUCGAAAUGUACCUUUUCAUUGAUAAUCAUGGGGUUUGUUAAGAAGUGUUUUCUGAUCUCAUCUCACAACAAGUUCGUAAUGAGAAGAUAAUGGUAUUUUUUUUCACUUUCUUCUUGGAAUGACUUUAUGUUUGUUUAUAUUAUUAAUAAAAUUUGUGAUAUGAGUAGUUUCUUGUAAAAUGCUGUUGACGACGCCACUGUGUACAUGAUUCGUGUACAUUUUAAAUGUUUUGUCAUAUCCUGCCUAUCAAUUCUGUAUUUCAAGCCAUUUUUUUAGUUCUGGUCAUGGAAUUGCAUUUUUGCAAAAAACUGGCUUAAAAGUAGUUCUGAAUCAUGCAUCGCAAUUGGUUGGUUGGACUAACCACUAAUGGUGCAGACACACUAACAAAGGUCUGCAUUAAUCAUGUGGUUUACUGCUCGACGUGGGGUCAAGAUGACUAGCUCAAUUGUCUUAUCUUUCUUUGUUCUAAAAAAAAGGAAAAAUAAAAAGAUGCCUUUCUUCAACUAUGCUAAAAUGUAUAAUUCGAUCACUGCAAUUUCAUGCAAUAAUUAUGCCAAAAAAGUUAAGAAUUGCUGUUUGAGAAUGAAUAUAAAAACACAACAAAGAGAGCACCAAUCUUUUAACCUGCCCCCAUUUAUGCACAAUCUGCUGUAAAUUACAGGGUGAUAUUUGCUGCCAAUCUUGUUUUUUGCUGCUUCGGUAAAAUUUGAGCUACAGUGAGCUGCAGACAAUCUGCAAGUACAGUGUAUUACAAUAUUCUGUGAUUAUGGCAUUGUGCAGGUUAACACAAAUAAUUCAAAUGUAAACAUUCCUUAUAUUGACUAAUAAUAUCUGUGGUUUAUCACUUUUAAGUCUACUGCGUUUAGCACCAUAUGUGUCUUUGGAAUGGACUAUCCCAGAUUUGAAA
This is a messenger RNA of Strongylocentrotus purpuratus (purple sea urchin), 3472 nucleotides long. RefSeq names its product gastric triacylglycerol lipase. The transcript is spliced from 8 exons. Lineage: Eukaryota; Metazoa; Echinodermata; Echinoidea; Camarodonta; Strongylocentrotidae. The record is from RefSeq and is a predicted model, not a curated record. Gene Ontology annotation, biological process: lipid metabolic process. The coding region runs from base 309 to 1802 and encodes 497 amino acids.